Onychomys torridus (southern grasshopper mouse) is the source of this 1735-nucleotide messenger RNA. RefSeq names its product mex-3 RNA binding family member A (gene Mex3a). The transcript is spliced from 2 exons. The record is from RefSeq and is a predicted model, not a curated record. Lineage: Eukaryota; Metazoa; Chordata; Mammalia; Rodentia; Cricetidae. Bases 46 to 1608 code for a protein of 520 amino acids. Gene Ontology annotation, molecular function: RNA binding.
CCUCUCUCUCUCCCUCUCUCUCUCUCCCCCAGCUUUUGUUUCGCCAUGCCUAGUCUAGUGGUAUCUGGAAUAAUGGAAAGAAAUGGGGGCUUUGGAGAGCUAGGAUGUUUCGGGGGAAGCGCUAAGGACCGAGGGCUGCUGGAAGACGAGCGCGCCCUUCAGCUGGCUCUUGAUCAACUCUGCCUCCUGGGUUUGGGGGAGCCCCCCGCCCCCACGGCGGGCGAGGACGGGGGAGGUGGGGGGGGCGGCGCCCCCGCGCAGCCGGCCGCCCCCCCGCAGCCGGCCCCGCCGCCGCCGCCCGCCGCGGCCCCGGCCGCCCCGAGCGCGGCCCCCGCGGCGCAGACGCCCCAGCCCCCCACCGCCCCCAAAGGGGCGAACGACGCCAAGCUCUGCGCGCUCUACAAAGAGGCCGAGCUGCGCCUGAAGGGCAGCAGCAACACCACGGAGUGCGUCCCCGUGCCCACCUCCGAGCACGUGGCCGAGAUCGUGGGCAGGCAAGGCUGCAAGAUUAAGGCUCUGAGAGCCAAGACCAAUACCUACAUCAAGACUCCUGUGCGAGGUGAGGAGCCGGUGUUCAUGGUGACUGGAAGGCGGGAAGACGUGGCCACAGCCCGGCGGGAAAUCAUCUCAGCCGCUGAGCACUUCUCCAUGAUAAGAGCCUCACGAAACAAGUCUGGCGCCGCCUUUGGUGUGGCCCCUGCUCUGCCGGGCCAGGUGACCAUCCGCGUUCGAGUGCCCUACCGUGUGGUGGGACUGGUGGUGGGCCCCAAAGGAGCGACCAUCAAACGCAUCCAGCAGCAGACCAACACAUACAUCAUCACCCCCAGCCGGGACCGCGACCCGGUGUUCGAGAUCACCGGCGCCCCGGGCAACGUGGAACGCGCGCGGGAGGAGAUCGAGACGCACAUCGCGGUGCGCACCGGCAAGAUCCUCGAGUACAACAGCGACGGCGACUUCCUGGCUGGCAGCCCCGACGCCGCGCUGGACAGCCGCUACUCCGACGCCUGGCGGGUGCAUGCUCCCGGCUGCAAGCCGCUUUCCACCUUCCGGCAGAACAGCCUGGGCUGCAUCGGCGAGUGCGGCGUGGACUCGGCCUUCGAGGCCCCGCGCCUAGGCGAUCAGGGCGGGGACUUCGGCUACGGCGGAUAUCUGUUUCCGGGCUACGGCGUGGGCAAGCAGGACGUGUACUACGGCGUGGCGGAGACUAGCCCCCCGCUGUGGGCGGGCCAAGAGAACGCCACGCCCACCUCGGUGCUCUUUUCCUCCUCCUCCUCCUCCUCUUCUUCAGCCAAGGCUCGGGCGGGCCCACCUGGCGCACACCGCUCUCCAGCCACCUCCGCGGGGCCGGAGCAGCUGGCCGGGCUCCCUCGGCGGCCGCCUGGAGAGCCGCUGCAGGGUUUCUCUAAACUGGGGGCGGGAGGGCUGCGGAGCCCAGGCGGCGGGCGGGACUGCAUGGUGUGCUUUGAGAGCGAAGUGACAGCCGCCCUGGUGCCCUGUGGACACAACCUUUUCUGCAUGGAGUGCGCAGUCCGCAUCUGCGAGAGGACGGACCCAGAGUGUCCCGUCUGCCACAUCACCGCCACGCAAGCCAUCCGAAUAUUCUCCUAAGCUCCCUGCCCCUGGUCUCCUGGCCCCCGCUGCCCAGGGUGCCACCCUGGACCUGUGUAGGGCCUUUUGGGAAAAUCAGUGACUAUAGGGCAAGGUGCUUAGAAAUAUUCGCUCGCUGGGGUGGGGA